AUGAUGUCGCUUCUACGUCCCUGCCCGCUUUCACGGCAACGCGCUUUUGGCCAAGUCCCUUCGCGGUACCGGCAAAAGAUAUCUCUGCGCGCCGAUGCAACCGGUCUAGGCACUAUUGCCGCAACGCUCCCCAUCGUUGCAGUUGGAGGGGUUGCAGCAUGGAAGUUCGCUCUGUAUGGGCAGCUUGAAUACAUCACAGCUUCUAUGCUAACAAACUACGUACCCAAAGGGGAGCCCGGCCCACGAGUCAUUCAACUGCAGGGCGGCACACGAGAGCUCUAUUAUUACCCUAAAAGCACGGUACAAGUGACGGUGGUGGGCGAAAAUGUCAACAAAGGGCUUUUAGAGCAGGCCGGCUUGCAGGCUGCCGUGCCCACCGUGGCCAAGCAGCAGUCCCCGGCCAACCUAGGCUUCGCGUCGGAUGGCAGCGUGGACGCAGUGGUUUCAUUAGGAGCUGUGGCGGGUAUGAGCGAGCAGCAGCGUGCGGUCUUCACCACGGAGGCACUUCGAGUCUUAAGGCCCGGCUGCCCCAUAAUCUUCGUGGAACGGAUACCCGGCGGGCUGCCCAUUCGCUUCCUUGGGGCCUCCAGCGCCACACUAGCCGAAUCGUACCUGCAAGGCUGGAAAGAGCGGAAUGACGCAUUCGAGCUGGUUCAGUGGGACGUGGCUUUGGAGGGCCAGGACCCACAUGCAGUUGGAGUUGCAGUCAAGUCGGCAGACUAUCGAGCGCCACUUGUGAGCAGACGUGCGGAAAAGGCGGCUGAGAAGGCCGAGCGUGAAAGGGCGGAGAAGGACGCUCGAAAGGAGAAGUCUCGAUUACCUAAGAAGGGGUUUGAUAAGGUGGCUGGACAAUGA
Volvox carteri f. nagariensis is the source of this 855-nucleotide messenger RNA. RefSeq lists its product as uncharacterized. The transcript is spliced from 8 exons. Lineage: Eukaryota; Viridiplantae; Chlorophyta; Chlorophyceae; Chlamydomonadales; Volvocaceae. Gene Ontology annotation, molecular function: S-adenosylmethionine-dependent methyltransferase activity. Bases 1 to 855 code for a protein of 284 amino acids. The record is from RefSeq and is a predicted model, not a curated record.